UUUUCUUGAAAAGGAAAUAAAUUUUGAUUUUCCUUCUGGUUAGCAAGAGGGUUGUUCUGAGUUUCUGUUUCUGUUGUUGUUGUAGUUGUUUUUUAAUUUUUUUUCCUUACGUGAAUUUGGCUGGUUUUAAAGCUGGAUUUAGUGUCUGCUUGAUGAUAUUCAGGAUUUGGGUAAAAAUGGGUUUAGGUCGGAUUUUUGUUUUUGAAUUAUUUAGUUUUAGAAGUUUAUUUAUUUUUUAUUUAUUGCAUUGACUAAUUAGAGUAUCGGAAUGGAAUUAUUUAUGUAUAUAUUUUUUAUAGUUUUAUUAGGCCGGUCCUUGUUGCACUGCGCAUAUACUUUUACGUGUUGUGUACAACAAGUUGUUAUAUGAUAUAAUUUAAGGGUUUUUAUCUUCAUUUAUCUGAAAUUUUAGCUUUUCGGUUUGAAAUACUAGGUGGGUCUUCUUCGUUAAGGAUUUCUUCUUCUUCUUCUUCUUCUCUUCUUCUUCUUUUGUUUGGGUUAUAUACAUGUAUAUUAUUAACUGUUGUAGAUCUAUAAAGUUCUCUCUCUCUCUCUCUCUUUAUGAAAUAAUUAUUAUGCUUAUCUGGAAUAAGAUGAUACAUGAUCUAAGAUUAUCCUUGCCAGUGCAUAAUUGUCUUGAUUGGAGGUAGCAAGUAGCCAGUACUGAAGAAACCACUAGAUUUGUGUUUAUGACUGAGUUUUGUAUGAUAAUGGUUGUUACUGGUUGAUGUGAGUGAUUUACCAGUCUUUAGAAAACAUUGAAAAGAGCUGCUAGCAAAAAUAUUAUUUCUGGGUAACCAUUUCUUAUUCCUAGAUGCAAACUUCUCAAAAACACCAGCGUGUAAGCGCUCUCCAUGGGUUGUACCGACAGCCUGGGCAAGAGAUUGAUUCCUAUUGUAUGCCUCAUUUCCAAAUCUUAGAUAAUAAUAUGUUCUCCGAAGUUGGUAGCCAAGGAAAAAGUGUUUCCUUUGAGACUUGCAACGAGAAAUUCUUUACUCUAGACUCAUCUCCAGCAACAACCGAGGUUCUCAAUUGUGAUUCUCCUUCUGCUGUGAGUGUCUUGUCGAACAGGAGUCCCUUUUCGCCGCAAGGUUCCCACACUUGCUCAUCUGAUCCACAUCAUUCCCCUGACAUCUACUCUGGAUCAUCAUUUAGUGGCGGCUCUGCGGUUGAUGAUAGCAGUGAUUUGAAGCACAAACUGAGGGAGAUAGAAAAAAUGCUGGGAGUCGAAUCUGAAACUGUUGACAGCCAUUUUUGCAGCUUCAAGGCUGAGGCCCGCCAAGCUACUUCCAUGGCCACCUGGAAGAUGCUGGAGAGUAAGAUGGACAUACCACAUGUUCUGAUUGAAUGUGCACGUGCGGUCUCCGAAUCUGACACACCAAGAGCAAUGGAUUUAAUGGAGAUUUUGGGAAAUAUGGUUUCAGUCUCUGGGGAGCCAAACCAAAGAUUGGGUGCAUACUUGUUGGAAGGACUUAGAGCAAGGUUGGAAAAGUCAGGGAGUGCAAUCUACAAAUCCCUCAAAUGCAAUGAACCAACCAGCUCAGAGUUACUCUCAUACAUGUCCAUCCUCUAUCAGAUAGUCCCGUUUUGGAGGUUUGCUUAUACAUCUGCAAAUGUUGUCAUUCGGGAAGCUAUCCAAUAUGAGCCGAGAAUCCACAUAAUUGAUUUCCAGAUAGCUCAGGGAAGUCAAUGGAUGGCCUUGUUCGAGGAUCUUGCUCGACGGCCUGGUGGUCCCCCUUUUGUCAGAAUCACGGGUGUUGAUGAUUCUCAAUCGGCUUUCGCUCGUGGAGGGGGUCUUCACUUAGUUGGGCAGAGGCUGUUAAAGCAAGCCCAGUUGCUCAAUGUGCCAUUCGAGUUUCAUGGUGCAGCCAUGUGUGGCAGUGAGGUAGAGCUGGAGACUCUCAGAAUUCGACCUGGUGAAGCAAUAGUUGUUAACUGUCCAUAUGUCUUGCACCACAUGGCAGAUGAAAGUGUGAGCACUGAAAAUCACCGGGACCGGUUACUGAGGCUGAUCAAGAGCUUGUCACCUAUAGUUAUGACCCUUGUUGAGCAGGAAUCAAACACUAACACUUCUCCAUUCUUUGGAAGGUUCCGGGAGACCCUUGAUUAUUACACAGCUAUGUUUGAAUCGAUAGAUGUGGCUCGUCCAAGGGACGAUAAGCAGCGAAUCAGUGCUGAACAGCAUUGCGUGGCUAGAGACAUAGUCAACAUGGUUGCUUGUGAAGGGCCGCAGAGGGUUGAAAGGCACGAACUUUUCACUAAAUGGUGGGCAAGAUUGACGAUGGCCGGUUUAUCACCAUACCCUUUGAGUCCUUCUGUUACUUACGCUGUGAAGGACCUGUUAAGGGAAUAUAACCCAAAUUUUAGAAUUGAGCAGCUCCACGGGGCUCUUUAUCUUGGCUGGAAGAACAGAGCUAUGGCUACCUCGUCUGCAUGGAGAUGAAGAGGACUGAAUAGAGAGAUGCCAAAUUUGUAAAUCUUUUUUUCUCUUUUUUCUGGUUUUUAGUACGCAUGCCGAUUAGUUUUUUUAGAAGACUAGAGACGGUGGUGCGUAUAGUUUUUGUAGAAUCAUUAAGGUUAAGUUCUUUUCCACUACUAAGAGAACUAUGAAUUUGGUGUAAAUGUCUUUGGAGUUGGGGGUGAGAAACAGUUGUCCUCGUAGUAAUGCAAAAAAGGUUCUACACAAAAACCCUUUAUUGUGAUACCAACUACCAAGGAAUGGCUAUAUUUAUAUCAUUAUUCGACUUUUUCUUCCCA
Molecule: messenger RNA, 2757 nt
Organism: Humulus lupulus (European hop)
Lineage: Eukaryota; Viridiplantae; Streptophyta; Magnoliopsida; Rosales; Cannabaceae
Product: scarecrow-like protein 13
Exons: 2
Coding region: 815-2443 (542 amino acids)
Biological process (GO): regulation of DNA-templated transcription
Cellular component (GO): nucleus
Molecular function (GO): sequence-specific DNA binding; DNA-binding transcription factor activity
Source: RefSeq, a predicted model, not a curated record